AUGGCGGCGCUGGCCUACACUGGGGGCAAGCGGGAGAUCAACUACUACUUCAGUGUGAGGAGCGCCAAGGUGCUGGCGCUGGGCGCCGUCCUGCUCCUCACCGCCUGCCACGCCGCCUCCCGCCGCUACCGAGGUGGUGAUACAUGUGAAUAUCUUCUGUCCAGUGGGAGAUUCCUUGGAGAAAAAGUAUGGCAACCCCACAGUUGUAUGAUGCAUAAAUAUAAAAACAGUGAAGCAAAAAACUGCCUCCUAGACAGACAUGUUGCCUUUAUAGGAGAUUCUAGAAUUCGACAGUUAUUCUAUUCUUUUAUAAAACUUCUAAAUCCUCAAGUCAAAGAAGAAGGAAACAAGCAUGGAAAUAUCCUGUUUGAAGAUAAAUCUGCUUCAAUUAGAGUGGAUUUCCUGUGGUAUCCAGAAGUUAAUGGCUCUAUGAGGCAACGUAUCAAAUCUUGGACUGAGGAUUCUGUGGCAAAACCUCAUAUAAUUGUAGCAGGAGCUGCCACGUGGUCUAUCAAGAUUCACAAUGGCAGCAAUGAAGGCCUCACACAAUACAAAAUCAAUAUCACUUCAAUUGCACCUCUUCUGGAAAAGUUAGCCAAAAGUAGCGAUGUUUACUGGGUCUUACAAGAUCCUGUUUAUGAAGAUCUGCUGAGUGAAAGCAGGAAGAUGAUCACUAAUGAGAAAAUAGAUGCUUAUAAUGAAGCUGCUGUUCGGAUUCUAAACAGCAGUUCUCGAAAUUCCAAAGCUAAAGUGAAAGUGUUCAGUGUGUCAAAAUUAAUAGCACAAGAAACUAUCAUGAAGUCUGCAGAUGGUCUGCAUCUCCCUGAAUCAAGCAGAGAUACAAAUGCAAUGAUCCUCAUGAAUGUCUACUGCAAUAAGAUCAUGAAGCCCAUUGAUGGCUCCUGCUGCCAGCCUCAGCCUCCUCUCACUCUGAUACAGAAGUUGGCUUUCUGUUUCUUCACUUUGUCUAUUAUUGGAUAUUUAAUUAUCAGUUUAAUUCAUCGGAAUAAUUAUCGUAAGAAUAAAUCCUGCACUGAUUUGGAAAGUGGAGAGGAGAAGAAACCUGCUAUCAACACUCCUAACGUUUCUACUUUAGAGAUGCUCUUACACUCCUUCUGCAAACUUGGUCUAAUCAUGACCUACUUUUAUCUAUGUGACAGAGCAAAUCUUUUCAUGAAGGAAAAUAAAUUUUAUACGCAUUCAUCUUUCUUCAUACCCAUCGUCUAUAUCUUGGUUUUGGGGGUAUUUUAUACCGAAAAUACCAAAGAGACUAAAGUGUUAAAUAGAGAACAGACUGAUGAAUGGAAAGGCUGGAUGCAGCUUGUUAUUUUGAUUUACCAUAUUUCUGGAGCAAGCACUUUUUUGCCUGUCUACAUGCACAUUCGAGUUCUGGUUGCUGCAUAUCUGUUCCAAACAGGUUAUGGGCACUUCUCCUAUUUUUGGCUCAAAGGGGACUUUGGUGUGUACAGAGUGUGUCAGGUUCUGUUUCGUCUCAAUUUCCUGGUUGUGGUUCUGUGCAUCGUGAUGGACCGACCUUACCAGUUCUACUACUUCGUGCCAUUGGUCACUGUCUGGUUUAUGAUCAUUUAUGCCACCUUAGCUAUAUGGCCUCAGAUAGUCCAGAAGAAAGCAAAUGGGAACUGCUUGUGGCACUUCGGGUUACUGCUGAAGCUGAUUUGCUUGCUGACAUGUAUAUAUUUUCUGUCAUAUUCUCAGGGCGUGUUUGAGAAGAUAUUUUCUUUUUGGCCGCUGUCCAAGUGUUUUGAGCUGAAUGGGAAUGUCUAUGAGUGGUGGUUCAGGUGGAAGUUGGAUCGCUAUGUGGUUUUUCAUGGGAUGCUGUUUGCUUUUAUUUAUCUGGCAUUGCAGAAAUGUCAGAUGAUAUCAGAAGGGAAGGGAGAUCCUCUUUUCUCCAACAGAGUUUCAAAUAUUUUAUUAUUUAUUUCAGUUGUAUCCUUUCUGACCUAUUCUAUUUGGGCUAGUAGCUGUAAAAACAAGACAGAGUGCAAUGAACUACAUCCUUCUGUUUCUGUGGUGCAGAUUUUAGCUUUCGUCCUCAUCAGGAACGUUCCUGGCUAUAUCCGGUCUGUCUACAGCUCCUUCUUUGCCUGGUUUGGCAAAAUCUCUUUAGAGCUUUUCAUUUGCCAAUACCACAUUUGGCUGGCAGCAGACACAAAGGGGAUCUUGGUGCUCAUUCCUGGAUAUCCAAUGUUCAAUGUUCUCGUCAGCACUUUCAUCUUUGUGUGUGUGGCACAUGAAAUCUCUCAGAUCACGAAUGACCUAGCACAGAUCGUGGUUCCUAAGGAUAACUCCACUCUGCUGAAAAGGUUGCUGUGCAUAGGUGGAUUUUUUUCUGGACUGCUCCUCUUCUCAGCAAUGCAAGAUCAGUCAAGGCAUUAACUUGGAAAGGUUCUUGGCAACUUCCUCCAGGUUUACAUUGCGUCUGCCUGAACAAAAGUUCUGCACCGGAGGUGCGAGGAUACAUUUAAAUUAAGGAUGUGUAUAAAUGUAUAUAGUGCACACGGACAUCCUUUGUGUGGCAAUAGCCUUCUCAAGUAGUCUGAGAAAGAAAAAUACACUGUAGAGAGCUGCAUGUGGAGAUGAGUCUUUUCUACUGGAUAGAUGUUUCUGUUUACAUGGCAUGAGGCGGUGAAGGGAUUCAGUGACACCAU
Indicator indicator is the source of this 2669-nucleotide messenger RNA. RefSeq names its product CAS1 domain containing 1 (gene CASD1). Gene Ontology annotation, molecular function: N-acetylneuraminate 9-O-acetyltransferase activity. The coding region runs from base 1 to 2397 and encodes 798 amino acids. The record is from RefSeq and is a predicted model, not a curated record. The transcript is spliced from 18 exons. Lineage: Eukaryota; Metazoa; Chordata; Aves; Piciformes; Indicatoridae. Gene Ontology annotation, cellular component: Golgi membrane.